AUGUUCGGGACCCCCAACUCUCCCUCCCUCUUCGGGACGCCCUCUUCUACGCCCUCUUUCGGAACUCCCUCCACUACCCCUGCCUUCGGCACCCCUUCCUCCACGCCGGCAUUUGGCGCGCCGUCGUCCACCCUGGCCUUCGGAGUCCCUUCAUCCACCCCAGCCUUCGGCGCACCCUCCUCUACGCCGGCGUUUUGGACGCCCACUUCGAGCCCGACGUUUGGCACGCCAUCGUCGACGCCGGCGUUCGGAGCGCCGCCGUCGUCAUCGCCGUCACCCUUUGGGUUCCAGCAGCAGGUGACUCCGUCCCCUUCGCCUUUUGGUUUCAGCGGCGGGGCUGGCGGGCAGAUUACCACCCAGAUGGCCCCAGUUGCGCCGCUGCCGCUCUCGCCCUCCGACCGCGACAUUCAGGCUAUGGUGGAUGCGUACAAGGAGGACCCAGGCAACCCUCGCUAUGCUUUUAGGCAUCUGUUGUUUAGCGUGACAGAUCCUUCACAAAGGGUGAAGCCUGUAGCAGCAUCUGAUAUCAUGUGGGCAGAGGCGAUGGGUAAGCUUGAGUGCAUGGAUAGUGCGGACAGGGAGAGGCUAUGGCCUCAACUUGUGCAGGGGUUUAAAGAUCUCUCCUGCCGGCUUAAGCUCCAAGAUGAAGUUCUUGUUUCAGAUACUGAAAGAUUGAGCAUGACCCACUCCAAUGUUAAGAAGCUGCAAAGACAUUUCCAAGCUGACACAUAUCCCUGGAUCCAACGGUUGAAGCAUCAAGAGCUUGUUAUUGAGAGGCGCCUCCUAAGGAUCAUGAGAAUAGUGGAGGCAUUGGAAAACCGGGGUUUCCGUGUUCCGUUAAUGAAAGAGGAAGCUGAUUUAUAUGAAAGAUUGGUUGCUAUAAUAAAGCAGAUAAAAGGAACCAGCGGUGAUCUGUCGAAGAGAGCUUAUAAUCUUCUUUCAACUUCACGUGUUCUUGCAAGCACCGGCUGCGCUAGUGGUCCCAUCUAUAUUCCGAGUUCAACCAAAGUCGAUAAGCAGAAUGUUACCGAGCUUCUUGAGGCAUUGCAACAGCAGACCGAAGCAGUUGGGAAGUUAGGCAAUGUAUUAAAAAGGGAUACCAGGGACGUGGAAAUUGUACUUUCGGAAGACACGGAUAUGGAAGAAGACAGUUCCGGGAGAAGGGCAUUCAAGAUGCAAAACUGA
Messenger RNA from Triticum turgidum subsp. durum (durum wheat), 1185 nucleotides. Lineage: Eukaryota; Viridiplantae; Streptophyta; Magnoliopsida; Poales; Poaceae. The record is from the annotation of a GenBank genome assembly.